Pseudophryne corroboree (corroboree frog) is the source of this 2665-nucleotide messenger RNA. RefSeq names its product alpha-N-acetylgalactosaminide alpha-2,6-sialyltransferase 2-like. Gene Ontology annotation, molecular function: sialyltransferase activity. The coding region runs from base 250 to 1551 and encodes 433 amino acids. The transcript is spliced from 9 exons. The record is from RefSeq and is a predicted model, not a curated record. NCBI's taxonomy places the organism in Eukaryota, Metazoa, Chordata, Amphibia, Anura, Myobatrachidae.
GUCACACACACAUACUUCUCCAGAGCACAUCCACUCAAACAGUACAUGGGGAUAGGUAUUAGGAGAUUUAGUUCACACGCGUGUUGGAACCUGUCAAGAGUGACGGGCUAGUGCAGAGCUGACUGGAGAAAUUUAGGCUUAUACUGUACUUGAAAUACACGUCUAUAACUAUACAAGCAUACACAGUGGUGUUGUUAAUAUGGAACAUAUUUCUGGAGUGCUGACAAAAUACUUGUGAUCACUGACAACAUGCAGAUAAUAGUAAAGAUUAUACCAUGCCUGAGAGGGAGCUUCAGGAUCUAUAAGAAACUCCUACUUCUACUAUGUGUGGCGACAGUUUUAGUACUGCUUGUUGGCAACAAAGAAAAGCUAUUCAACAAAAUAUUGCCAAGGCAAUCAGCCAAUGAAAGGUAUGACUUGGAAAUGGUAGUAGACUACAAUACAGAAAGCAUAGCUAAGGAUUCGUUGACAAGUGUAAAACUAUUGACAGAAUCUAUAAAGCAGGAACCUCUUACCACUUUGGCACCUCUAAAUGUAACUCCAACACCUAAAGUAGCCACCAAGCUGACCACGCUACGUAAUGUGUCCAAUAAAUCAUCACAGCUGAUCACCAGCAAACAACAUGUGGCCGUCAAGGAACAGGAUGUGACAAAAGCUACAACCUCAAAAGCCAUAGCGAGAAACACAGUGAACCAUAACUCCACAACCUUCUCCUAUUUGGGUGACAAGUAUGCUACAGAUGACACGUAUCUAACUUCUAAAUGCCCAAACCGCAUCAGAGAUAUACUCCAGAGAGAAGAAUUUCAGGAGAUGUUUGUGGAAACAAUACCAGUUUUUCAGUGGAAGAAACAUGCAGAGGAGCUAGAAUACAGAAGACUUCAGAUGUAUGCUGGUUCUCAAGGCUGGAUGGGUGUUACGUGGAGAAUAAUAAAGGACACUCUGAACCUGCUGAACUCUACAAGUAAUGCCUAUAUGUUUGACAACUGGAAGGGGCAUUCUCCCUGUAUACGAUGUGCUGUAGUGGGCAAUGCAGGCAUCUUAAAUGGAUCUGGAAUGGGAAAAGAGAUUGAUGAGCAUGACUACGUCUUCAGGGUGAAUGGAGCUGUUACAGAAGGCUUUGAAGAGGAUGUUGGGACUCGGACAUCAUUCUUUACUUUCUCAACAAACACAUUGAUGAACUCUUUAGGUGCAUAUCGUAGAAAUGGCUUCAAGAGUGUUCCUCGUACACAGGAAACUCGCUUUAUUGUUUUACCGGAUCACGACAGAGACUAUUUAAUGGUACAAGCUGCACUCACAAAGUCCACCAUUGACAGGGGCGUAAUGAAGGGUAUAGACCCAACCAAAUUUUUUGGUAAAAAUCUGACAACAGAGCAUUUCAAAAUCCUUCACCCGGAUUUCAUGCGCUACUUGCGAAACAGGUUUCUGUGGGCUCCAGUUUUAAACACAGCGCACCGUAAUAUUUACCGCCCAUCCACUGGAGCCUCAAUGUUGCUGGCUGCUAUACACACUUGUGAUAAGGUCGUAGAGCCUGGACAAGGUCACCCCAAGUAGAGAGUACCAGGUGUCACUGCAGCAGUCAGGAAACUGCCUCAGCUCCCAAAAUAAUACCCGCCAGAGCAAGCAGUGCAGAAACCGAGGUGCAGGUACUGAUGAGACCACAGAGUUCAACAGAGUCUCUGGACUUCCAGUGAAUACAAAGUCCCUCCAAAUGUCCCCAAGUUUUGAGGGACUGUCAGGAAACACAGAGAAUGGGCACAAUGAGAGCUGAAAACGCCAUUCAAUUUCUGACAGAGCCCACUCAGAAUGUGCGCAUCAUGUUGGGCCACCAGGACAUGUCCCCACUUGUGCUUUAUUUAACACAUAAAACACUAGAAAGAUUGAAAAGGUUUGGGUAUUAAAAACCAUUUCUCUGUGCGGAUGUGAUUGUCCAUAAUACCCAAUUUCCCGUUGGAAGUACCUGUUUUUGGUCAUAAGCAGUGGCGAUUGUUGUGGUGGAGCUGUAUCACAGCCCAAAAUUGAAGUAAUAGAGUCACACCAACUGCUCCCCCAUACACUGCCCCACAUCGCUGUCUAGGACUCACUGUCACUCACUACUACCAGGAACCGCAUGCAGCAGCAGCAGCAAAAGACAGGAUAACACCAGCGCUGCAUCAUCAGCCCGCCCCUCAGGCCAACCAACUUCUAUUGGCUAGCUAUCUGCCCGCCCUAAGACUCAUGAGUCAUAGAUAGAUAGUUAGAUACCCAAUAGUAGAUUGUUGGCUACUGAGGCUGGGGUCAGGCUGAUGAUCAGACGCUGGUGUCAAUCCUGUCGGUUGCUGCUGCUUAUCAUUAGUACUGUAUGUGCACUGCCCCAUUCUACUUGAAGUGCAAGAGAUCCAUCAGAAACAGGCUUCCUUUCUCCGUUUGUAUGAUUCUUCGCUCUUGAUGUUCCCACAAGUCAGCAUAGUUGUGUGUAAUCACAAUGUUACCGACCAGAUCCCACAUUGAAAUGACCAAUAUUCACGGAAAGACAGAUCUGCCCCAAUUCCGUCCAACUGAAAAUAGGCCAGACAUCCAUACAAAUGUGUAAAUUAGCAUCUGCGCAUGAACUGAAUGGAAAAAGUCACUGUUUGCAUCCAUGUACAGAGAUCCGUCCUGAUCUGCCUCAUUAUCUCUGAGUGAUCAC